Messenger RNA from Microbotryum saponariae, 2492 nucleotides. The record is from the annotation of a GenBank genome assembly. NCBI's taxonomy places the organism in Eukaryota, Fungi, Basidiomycota, Microbotryomycetes, Microbotryales, Microbotryaceae.
AUGGCACCUCGACCUCGUUGUCCCGUGUGCCGCUCCAGAAAGUGGCAUCGAGACCAACUCUCGGGAUCGCAAGUCACGUGCUCUCCUCGCCGACGGUCCCCAGCUCGCCCCGGCUGACGCAUUCACAUUCACCCCGUUUCUUCCCUGCAGCAUCGUCUGCGAAGAAGGUCAUCUCCUCCAAGGCUACGUCAACGAAUCGAACGAAGCCAACGGACCGUCGCAGCACGUCGCCACGCGUCAAAGGGUGCACAAGGCCCGGCGCAAGUCGACUCGUCCUCCGCCCAAUGCACACUACCACGGCCAACGCUCGACCUUCCUUGUCUGGCAGACAUUGCAAUGGGUCUUGAGGAGGCAGUUGAGCGUUCUCAUUGAUGAACUCGGGUGGCCUGUCCAGCUUGAGCCCGUAGCGAGGGAUUUGUGGGCCGCUCUACUCGCUUCGAGUGGUGUGCCCGAUGCACCUGGCGAUUGGGACAAGGGCGACGAACCGGCAAGCACCUUCACCGGGCCUGUCAAAGGGAUGGGGCAUCCCAGAGGGCCGAGAAAGGGUACCCAGCGCAAGGGCAAGUCGAACGAGGACAAGGCCACGAGCGAGGACGAGAACGAGAACGACGACGAGCGCACACAGAAGGGGUCAGAUGAGGAAGAAAAGCGUCGACAAUCAUCAGAGUCUGAUUCGGCGUCACUUAUCGAUGAUGAUGACUACGACGACGAUGACGACGACUUCGGGUUCGGUGCUGAGCAGGAUCGGUCAGCGAAGAAUUCUCGUCCGAGAGCUCCGCUGCCACGAGCGGGGCCCAAGUCAACUCGGACCGGACAGUAUAUCUAUGCCGAUCCGAGGAAACGGCCAAAACCUGAACUGCUCCUGUUGAUCAUCUACCUCUCCGCUUUGACGAUCAAGUUUCCAAUUUUCCUCAAAGACCUUUUCGAGUGAGUGCGACCGUACUUUCGGUUGUUCUGCUCCUGUGCUUAUGCCUGGCCCAUCUUCAUUCAACUCCGCGCCUAGUCUCGCCGAAAAUCACCGCAUCCUCUACAUCAAUGCACAUCGCCAUCUGCCCCCAGCUAUGCAAAACCACCUCGAGCGAGAAGCCCGGCGAUUACUUGCCCCUCAAGUCAGUUCUGAACAAGUCGUAGCUCCUCAGACCUCGGUACUGACGUAGAACUUGCACGCACCCUCUUUCCAGAACGUCCCUUCGAUCUCCACCAAAGGGAUCCAUGUCCUUCUCUCGCAUCUCGUCAAUCUCUACCGCUUCGAAUGGGGAAUCACAUUCCCGAAACCUGUAACGCCGCUUUUGACCUGGCGACUCUGCAAAUCGCUCGCCUUGACGCCGGAACACUACGAAUCCGUGUUACGUCUGCUCGACCUCUUGCAACCUUUCGAACUGGUCCUUGCACCGGUGUUGAAAACGAUGGUCCGAGACAGUGGUCGUGGGAUCGAAAGGAAGGUGAUUGGGAGGGGGAAGGCGGUUCGUGAACAUGGCUUGGCGGGUAUCCCCGAGGGUGUCCUUGCCGCGGCCUUGAUUGUCGUGUUCAAAGCCAAAGGAAAGACGGUUGUUCCCCCUGGAUGGUUGGAAUCACUGGGUCAGAUCAGAAGCGCGGAGCGUGAAGGUGAUCCCAGUCGUUUGUGGAGGUGGGUUCCGACUGAAUUGGCCAUGUCAGUGAACCAAGUUCUGAUAUGGUCUCGGGGUGUACCUACAGGAUGGAAGUGACCUCGAUGACCUCAAAAGACAUUGACGACUACCUCUCCUUCUUUGAGCACAACAUUAUUGGCGAUCAACUACCGCCUAAACGUGCGUUCUCCCUCUGCGCAUAAACUUAAAAAACUUUUACCUGACUUCCCCGAGGCGUUCGCAGGCAUGCAAGACUUUGAGCGCUACUUCCCCAUCCCACCGCCCUCUGAAGCCACUGAGUCCGACUGUCUCGGAAACGACUCGACACAUCACGUCGACGAGCUGAUUUCCAAACUAUACCGUGAUACCACCUCCGCCCCUCCAACCGACCAACCCGAGCCCGACCCACCCCAAGAGGUGUAUCACCAAUACCCGCUCGACGCCUCUGCCUCCCUUCCCGAGCCUCUCGCGACUCUAACGCGUCAUCUCGCAUCCCUCAUUGGACAUACCUCGAUCUCCUUAUCUGCGAUCGUGAUCAAGCUCGAGAACCUCUUACAGGCUCGAAUGAUCGCUCAUCCGCAGGGGGAUGACGACGUCCCCCCUAUCGUGUUGACCCGACGAUCGCGGCGUUUGAAUAAAAAGGAAGCGAUGGAACGACGGUUCAAGACUUGGGAGAAGGAGAAGGAACGGAGGUUAGAGUUGGAUGAUCGAGAUCGAGGGGAUAGGGUCAGGCGAAGAGGGACGCAGAUGAUGCAGAAGAGUCAGGCGUUUAUCGAUGAUAUGUUGGAGGAGUUGAUUGAGCAAGAGAUACAGCAGGAGAUGGAGACGAUGAAGGGAGAGGACGAGAUAGGGGAUCACGAGGAGGGGAUGGACGUGGAGGAGUGA